Messenger RNA from Brugia malayi, 1086 nucleotides. RefSeq lists its product as uncharacterized. The record is from RefSeq and is a predicted model, not a curated record. The coding region runs from base 1 to 1086 and encodes 361 amino acids. The transcript has 9 exons. NCBI's taxonomy places the organism in Eukaryota, Metazoa, Nematoda, Chromadorea, Rhabditida, Onchocercidae.
AUGUGCUUAUGCAGCAGAAAGAAGUCAGAAGUUAGGCUCGAGACUCAACCUCCAGUCUCAAUACUACAAAGAUCGCCAUUAAAAACAAAAAAUUCGCCGCAAAACCGAACAAUUAGGAAGGGAAUACAACGAAACAGAAUUCCAUUAUCUAAAGAAGAACUGAAGAGUCAAUUUGAAGAAAUACAAAAGGCGCUUGGCGUCGAACCCAACUCAGCGCUUAUAGAUCGAAUUCAUUCAUUCAAAGAGCCUGCGAAAGACUUGUCUAUAAAGAAAGGUGAUCUCAUUUUCUCACUGAAAGAAUUGAAGAAAGUGCCAAAAGCGAGCGGGAAUAAUAAGUACGACAGUAAACAAAAUGUCAGAGUUCAAAAAUGUGAAUUGGAUGCGGACGACGAUACACUCUAUCCAAAACCCAUAUCCAUGUCUAAAAACGAAGCUGAUCAGGAUGAAGUGGAUGACGAAGUGCAAUUGGAAGAACCAAAUUCAGAGAAUUAUAUGUACAAUGAACAGGAAAUAUUAUUUUCAACCGAAACACCCGAGUGCGAUCCGUAUGCUCCUCUCGAAGAACUCGAGAAACGAGAAGGUUUCAACUGUCAAACAUUACGCAAAAACACAUUCCUUGCCAAUGCAUUGUCGAUGCCAAAUGAAAAAGAACGCAAGAAAAGAAACAAACCGAAAUCAUCGAACAAGGUGACAUUUAAUGAAAAAGUAUUUGACAUAACUGAUUGGGAAGAAUUUGCAUGCACAGCAGAAGAGGGAUCAGAGAGAACGCAAACGGAUAGUGAAUUGGAACUUGUGGAAACACAAGACAUCCUACCACUGACUUCAAAUGAAACACUGGAAAGAUCGCCGAAAAGAAAAACUCCUUACUUUCCUAAAAUUUUGUGGGAAACAAGUUCAACAAUAAAAUCGGCAACGAUUAAUUCAGCGGACUCAGUUGAUCAGAGCAGCAAACCAGAAACGUUUACCAAGACAGAGAUAUCAUCAAUAUCCAGUCAUAAAAAGGAAACAUUCAGAAAUAAUCCGGAACUGAGACUAGAAACAGAUUUAAAAAAGAAAGAUAAAAAUGGUAGAAAUAGUGUGAUGUAA